GCGGCAGGGCGGGCGCCGCGCGGAGGCAGGGCGGGUGUAUUCAAUGGAAGUAUGUUACCAGCUGCCGGUACUGCCCCUGGACAGGCCGGUCCCCCAGCACGUCCUCAGCCGCCGAGGAGCCAUCAGCUUCAGCUCCAGCUCCGCGCUCUUCGGCUGCCCCAAUCCCCGGCAGCUCUCUCAGAGGCGUGGAGCUAUUUCCUAUGACAGUUCUGAUCAGACCGCAUUAUACAUUCGUAUGCUAGGAGAUGUACGUGUAAGGAGCCGAGCAGGAUUUGAAUCAGAAAGAAGAGGUUCUCACCCAUAUAUUGAUUUUCGUAUUUUCCACUCUCAAUCUGAAAUUGAAGUGUCUGUCUCUGCAAGGAAUAUCAGAAGGCUACUAAGUUUCCAGCGAUAUCUUCGAUCUUCACGCUUUUUUCGUGGUACUACAGUUUCAAAUUCUCUAAACAUUUUAGAUGAUGAUUAUAAUGGACAAGCCAAGUGUAUGCUGGAAAAAGUUGGAAAUUGGAAUUUUGAUAUCUUUCUAUUUGAUAGACUAACAAAUGGAAAUAGUCUAGUAAGCCUAACCUUUCAUUUAUUUAGUCUUCAUGGAUUAAUUGAGUAUUUCCAUUUAGAUAUGAUGAAACUUCGCAGAUUUUUAGUUAUGAUUCAAGAAGAUUACCACAGUCAAAAUCCUUACCAUAACGCAGUCCACGCUGCAGAUGUUACUCAGGCCAUGCACUGUUACUUAAAGGAACCUAAGCUUGCCAAUUCUGUAACUCCUUGGGAUAUCUUGCUGAGCUUAAUUGCAGCUGCCACUCAUGAUCUGGAUCAUCCAGGUGUUAAUCAACCUUUCCUUAUUAAAACUAACCAUUACUUGGCAACUUUAUACAAGAAUACCUCAGUACUGGAAAAUCACCACUGGAGAUCUGCAGUGGGCUUAUUGAGAGAAUCAGGCUUAUUCUCACAUCUGCCAUUAGAAAGCAGGCAACAAAUGGAGACACAGAUAGGUGCUCUGAUACUAGCCACAGACAUCAGUCGCCAGAAUGAGUAUCUGUCUUUGUUUAGGUCCCAUUUGGAUAGAGGUGAUUUAUGCCUAGAAGACACCAGACAUAGACAUUUGGUUUUACAGAUGGCUUUGAAAUGUGCUGAUAUUUGUAACCCAUGUCGGACCUGGGAAUUAAGCAAGCAGUGGAGUGAAAAAGUAACGGAGGAAUUCUUCCAUCAAGGAGAUAUAGAAAAAAAGUAUCAUUUGAGUGUGAGUCCACUUUGCGAUCGUCACACUGAAUCUAUUGCCAACAUCCAGAUUGGUUUUAUGACUUACCUAGUGGAGCCUUUAUUUACAGAAUGGGCCAGGUUUUCCAAUACAAGGCUAUCCCAGACAAUGCUUGGACAUGUGGGGCUGAAUAAAGCCAGCUGGAAGGGACUGCAGAGAGAACAGUCCAGUAGUGAGGACACUGAUGCUGCAUUUGAGUUGAACUCACAGUUAUUACCUCAGGAAAAUCGGUUAUCAUAACCCCCAGAACCAGUGGGACAAACUGCCUCCUGGAGGUUUUUAGAAAUGUGAAAUGGGGUCUUGAGGUGAGAGAACUUACUCUUGACUGCCAAGGUUUCCAAGUGAGUGAUGCCAGCCAGCAUUAUUUAUUUCCAAGAUUUCCUCUGUUGGAUCAUUUGAACCCACUUGUUAAUUGUAAGACCUGAACAUACAGCAAUAUGAAUUUGGCUUUCAUGUGGAACCUUGAAUAUGCAAAGCCCAGCAGGAGAGAAUCCAAAAGGAGUAACAAAGGAAGUUUUGAUAUGUGCCACGACUUUUUCAAAGCGUCUAAUCUUCAAAACGUGAAAGUUGAAUUGUUCAGCAACAAUCUCUUGGAAUUUAACCAGUCUGAUGCAACAAUGUGUAUCUUGUACCUUCCACUAAGUUCUCUCUGAGAAAAUGGAAAUGUGAAGUGCCCAGCCUCUGCUGCCUCUGGCAAGACAAUGUUUACAAAUCAACUCUGAAAAUAUUGGUUCUAAAUUGCCUUGGAGCAUGAUUGUGAAGGAACCACUCAAAACAAAUUUAAAGAUCAAACUUUAGACUGCAGCUCUUUCCCCCUGGUUUGCCUUUUUUCUUCUUUGGAUGCCACCAAAGCCUCCCAUUUGCUAUAGUUUUAUUUCGUGCACUGGAAACUGAGAUUUAUCAUAGAGUACCGCCAAGCUUUCACUCCAGUGCUGUUUGGCAAUGCAAUUUUUUUUUAACGAUUAGUUUUUAAUUUGGGGCGGGAGGGGAAGAACACCAAUGUCCUAGCUGUAUUAUGAUUCUGCAGUGAAGACAUUGCAUGUUGUUUUCACUACUGUACACUUGACCUGCACAUGCGAGAAAAAGGUGGAAUGUUUAAAACACCAUAAUCAGCUCAGGGUAUUUGCCAAUCUGAAAUAAAAGUGGGAUGGGGAAGUGUGUCCUUCAGAUCAAGGGUACUAAAGUCCCUUUCGCUGCAGUGAGUGAGAGGUAUGUUGUGUGUGAAUGUAUGGAUGUGUGUUUGCGUGCAUGUUUGUGCAUGUGUGACUGUGCAUGUUAUGUUUCUCCAUGUGGGAAGAGAUUUGAAAUGUAAGCUUUUAUUUAUUAUUUUAGAAUGUGACAUAAUGAGCAGCCACACUUGGGGGAGGGGAAGGUUGGUAGGUAAGCUGUAACAGAUUGCUCCAGUUGCCUUAAACUAUGCACAUAGCUAAGUGACCAAACUUCUUGUUUUGAUUUGAAAAAAGUGCAUUGUUUUCUUGUCCCUCCCUUUGAUGAAACGUUACCCUUUGACGGGCCUUUUGAUGUGAACAGAUGUUUUCUAGGACAAACUAUAAGGACUAAUUUUAAACUUCAAACAUUCCACUUUUGUAAUUUGUUUUAAAUUGUUUUAUGUAUAGUAAGCACAACUGUAAUCUAGUUUUAAGAGAAACCGGUGCUUUCUUUUAGUUCAUUUGUAUUUCCCUUGUUACUGUAAAAGACUGUUUAUUAAUUGUUUACAGUUUGUUGCAACAGCCAUUUUCUUGGGAGAAAGCUUGAGUGUAAAGCCAUUUGUAAAAGGCUUUGCCAUACUCAUUUUAAUAUGUGCCUGUUGCUGUUAACUUUUGAUGAAUAAAAACCUAUCUUUUCAUA
Molecule: messenger RNA, 3100 nt
Organism: Rhinopithecus roxellana (golden snub-nosed monkey)
Lineage: Eukaryota; Metazoa; Chordata; Mammalia; Primates; Cercopithecidae
Gene: PDE7A
Product: phosphodiesterase 7A
Exons: 13
Coding region: 44-1492 (482 amino acids)
Molecular function (GO): 3',5'-cyclic-AMP phosphodiesterase activity
Source: RefSeq, a predicted model, not a curated record